GUCUGCCAUACGCAUGUUAAUGGUUAGGACUUGUUGCAAAGCUUAGUUCAGCUUAGGCAUUCUGGACAUACGGUCACAAUAUUCAGUGGUUACUACGUCACCGUCGAAAUGAAGUGUUAUGUGUUUCUUAUUGUGUUCGCUAUCUUGGAUGGGAGUUCUUGCAAAUUGAACACACUAACAAACUCAAAACUGCAGAACAAGGCAUCAAUAAAGUACUACACGAAGCAGACGGACAUCACAAUACCAGUGAUGAUGCAUUUAGACAAAGCACUGACCAGAGCACUGUCGAAAGAAUCGAAGCACAAAAUAAGAGAGAAGUUCAAACUACUAGCAAUAGACAUAUUGAAAGACGUAGAAGAAUUAUUCUCCCAUCCAAAUCUACAGCAGAAAGUCAAAAUGGAACUGAUAGAUGUAAAGAUACUAAAGAAUAAUACUAAGAAAGUGGUGAUGGAUGAGAAUGUUUCCAAGUAUCUGAAGAGCUACUGCAGAUGGCAAGGGGAGAAGAAACUGGCUAAGCAGAAGUGGUUCUAUUCUGUGCUGUUUACUGGAUUGGAUCUGUUCUAUUUGGAUCGGUUCGGAUCUGAAGUUAGGAGUAGUACAGGUCGAGGCUACAUGAAGAGUAUGUGCAGCAUCAGGAACAGCUGCACCCUGCUGGAGUGGCACCCCAAGCACAUCGCCUACGUACUCACACAUGAAAUAGCACACAGUCUGGGUAUAUCCCACGAUGGGCCACCACACAACGACUGCCGAGGACAGCGCUACAUCAUGGACGCCAAGUACAACCCCAAGAACCCAGCCAAGACCUGGUCAUCGUGCAACAAGAGGGAGCUGAACCAGUAUUUGAAGAGCAAAAAGGCAUGGUGUUUAAGGCAGGACCCAAGCACAGUAUAACUAAUAUAAAACCUAGACUAAUAACAAUUAGUAUUAAUUAAAUAAUAACUAAAUAUUAAUACAACGUUAAGGAGAAACCAUGAACUAAUGGUUUUUUAGUUCAUAGAAGAAACUGAUGAGAUUAAAGCGCCUACUAAGAUUAUGUGAGCAACUCUCAGAGAGUAGUGAUUGCAAUGCUCGUUAGACUAUUUAGGCGCUAUGAGUCAUUUUUGCCGAUUGAGGCUUUUUUGUCAUUUUAAAUAGAAGGAUAGUAUUUAAGCAGAACAUUUUUGACUGAUUUUAACAUAAAUAAAUUUCUAAAACACAA
Messenger RNA from Spodoptera frugiperda (fall armyworm), 1198 nucleotides. Its product is annotated as A disintegrin and metalloproteinase with thrombospondin motifs adt-2-like. NCBI's taxonomy places the organism in Eukaryota, Metazoa, Arthropoda, Insecta, Lepidoptera, Noctuidae. Gene Ontology annotation, biological process: proteolysis. Gene Ontology annotation, molecular function: metalloendopeptidase activity. The record is from RefSeq and is a predicted model, not a curated record. The transcript is spliced from 5 exons. The coding region runs from base 109 to 891 and encodes 260 amino acids.